This is a messenger RNA of Myotis daubentonii (Daubenton's bat), 782 nucleotides long. RefSeq names its product coiled-coil domain containing 195 (gene CCDC195). NCBI's taxonomy places the organism in Eukaryota, Metazoa, Chordata, Mammalia, Chiroptera, Vespertilionidae. The record is from RefSeq and is a predicted model, not a curated record.
GCCAUGGAAGCUAACGUCCAGCUCAUGAGAGUCAUCCAGGAAAUGCGGGCAGAGAUCAACAAGCUGGAGAAAGAGAAUCAAGCCCUCCGGUUGAAACUGACCUCAAGCAGUCAGAGAACCCCGGGAUCAGGGGGACAUUCAGAGGACGAAAGGGAAGAGGAAGUCACAGACAUUGGUAACCUAGUAAAAGUGCCUGGACAAUCUCCAGCAACACUUCACAGUGUUAUUUCCACUGAUUCAGAACCAGAUGCGCAGCAACACCAAGACAACAUCAUGAUUGUUAGACGCUAUUCCAUUUCCUCACCAGUCCAUUCAUUUGCUGCAAAUGAUCCUUGGAAAUCUGGGAAAAGACAUCCAAGUAGUAGAAUUCUAGAAGCUCAGGGGAUGCUUAAACCACUGACAUGUUCUUCAAUCAAGAAGCAAGACAAUGAAGAAAAAGCAUUUGCAGAAGAUUCUUUUACCAACAAGAGUUCUAGCCACAGAGCCUUUCCCGAGUACGUUCCCAGUGGCAGGGAAAAGAUUAAGGCAGUUAGUUUCCUGUUACCCAUGGACAUAGCUUCAUAUUCCAAAAAUUCAAGUUCUUUGAAAUACUCACCAAAUCAGACGACAAAUCAGACAAAUACCAUUACGGAAUAGGAUGUGUGAAAUGGUAAAAUUUAAGAAAUAGUUGGUUCCCAAGAGUUGGGAACACCAAUACCUCACAGGUUCAGUGUCCUCUCCUGAAAAGAGCUCUGGCAAGAUGCCCAGUAGACACACAAAAUCAAGGGUCCUCAAACUACGGC